AUGAAAGGUGCUGUCCGUUCCACGACCUGUGACCCUUCUGAUCCGGAAUGGGCGGUGCAUCUGAUAAGUCCGGCACCUGUCCUCGAUGGUGAGCAGGUCCGAGCAGCCUGUUUGGUGCCAAGUUCUCCUCCCCACUUUUCGAGUAUUUCAGAGGCUCCGUGGUUGGUGCCCAUAGAUGCCGGCCUUGCGAAGCAGCAGGAUUUGGACCCUCAGCAGAUCUUCGAUCGCCAGAUGAGUUCGUGGUUCAUUUGCGGGGGCCUGGCGCAGCUGGCUCCAGGCCUCAACAGGCAGGUUGCCGAAGUCGACGUGCGCCCGUUGUUCUGGAACGUUUGCAGCGAUUACCAUGCUGCGGAUGUCAUGCUGUGUCUGGUCUUCCCGGAUCCUACCACUGGCCAUCGAGUCCUGAAAAGCUGCACGUCCUUGAGUGUGGUCAAAGGCCCCACUGAGGAUAUGAACACCGUGAGAGCAAGCAAGGAUGCCAUGUACACAUUGAAGACCUGGGCGACCCAGCUGGACGUGACACGUCUGGACGAUUCCAUGGACUGUUAUGACAAGAUCGUGGCCGUACACCAACAGAUGCAGAAGGAUUUGCAGAAAUCCGCACAAGAGAUGCCAUGCGCCAGUGGCUUCUUAGCAGAUAACCUGGAGAAACUGCAUCGGUCGUCGUACCUUGAGCGCUCCACGAUCACUGAGGGUGUUGCUACAAGAUGCACCAUUAGCGGCCUACCCGUUUUGGCACCGCCCGAUGAGUUGACCAGCAUGGGCAACACACCCAUGCAAGCGUCGUUGGAACGCUUUCUCGAAGAAUACCAGGAGAAGAUCGUGUCCGUGGACAAGCAGCAUCUCGAGGCCCCCUUGAGCUACAUCUUCAUGGGGCAGACCAUGGAAUCAAAUCCAGAUGAUGACCACAGACUGCUAUGUGACUACACCAAUGCGGUCGGUCGGCUGUGUCCUCUGGAUGAUGUCAUGGUGGGGAGCCAGCUGAAUCGUGUGCGAGACCUGGGCUCUAUCAUCACGGCCUUCCCUCUCAAUCAGCCAGGAGAAAGUGGGCAGCAGGUGAGAUACGUUUCCAUGGGCCCUGGAGUUGUUGCCGAGAAUGCCACUGACGGCAAGACGUAUCGAUUCGUUCAGAAUGUGGAAGUUCAUGAUCCUUACUCAGAAUCAGCAAAGCUGCAAAGCUUGUUUGCAGAAAUGGAAAUACCCUGGAUCGAAGAUGUCGGACAGAGGAAAGCCAGCUUUUUGGACCUGUAUAUGAACGACCAACGCCUGUAUGAACAGGUGAACCGAUCCCUGUGGACAGACGAUGACGUCCUGCUGCGGCGGCUUGCUCCCUACAUCCGAGCGCUGCGAGGUCUUUUUGAGAGGCCUCAGCAGGGGCAGAUUGAAGGCUUCGAGUUCUUUGGUGGAGCUGGCGACGUCGUUGAGCGUCGAAUGCAGUUGGAUAAGAAGCAGAAGCGCAUGUACUUGCGGCAAGAGAGAGUUUGCUGGCCACACUUCGCGUUGGCAAAGGUCAUGGACCUGCAUCGUGUGAAGCUGAAAGACCUGAAACAUGAGGACCUCAAAGCUGAGUCAACACGUGGAGGGACAGCCUUGCGUGUUCACUUUGACGGGGACACGCCCAACAAAGGAUAUGUUCCCGCAGUGAUCCGUGCCCUGUCGCGUUCGCAGCACCCGAACGAACAAGUUGUGAUGUUUCCGCCACAUUGCAUGUUCCGCAUAGAAAACGUCGACGGUUGCAAGGUCUAUGAGGAUCCAAACAAAUGGACCAUUAAUCUGUCUCUGGACAGCGUGCCCUCAGUAUGGAAGCUUAUUCGCGAGAAGGACUGGCAGCGUUUCAGAGAGUGGGCAGAUGCACAUCCACAACUGGUCAACGGCCACGGGAGCUUGCGAUCGAUCAUCUGCGAAGUUGCAAGAAGCUUGGCCUCAGAGCCUCGACUGUUGGAGGAGGAUCCUGUGGAGGUGUGCCUGAGCCGUGGUGCCCAAGCCAACGAGGUCGACGACGACGGUAAGACAGCUCUGUCGAUUCUGGCAUCCGAAGCUCCGAGUCAAGCUCGUCAAUUCGACACCAAUGUCGGGUCAGCGGUUGUCAGACUCUUGGAGUUUGGCGCUCAUCCAGUCGAAGGGGUUGAUGCAUCAAGCAUUAACUUCCGAAAAGUGAAUUGGCAGUACUGGCACGACCAGGUGGAGGUGAAUGGGAAAACGACCGGAUGGUACCCCUUUAGCCGCGCAGCGUCAGACACACUGGAGAGCGAGUAUAAGGCCUGGCUGCUGCGUGGCGAGCUUGGUGCGGCGAGUGGUUGCAACGUGAGGAGUGGCGAACAUGAAUACCGUGUGUGGUUCAAGGAGAUGAAGCAGCAGAAGCAGCAAAAGUCUGGAUCUGGCAAAGAGCGACGAGUUCGGAGAGCCCCCAAGGGACUUGACGAGGGUGAAGACUUCCAGGUCAAGGCUGAUUUCGAGUCCAUGCUUCGGGUGCUUCAGAUUUCGCUGUCCGAAGGAACGCAAGAGGCCGCAGAAAGGCUUCAACAUGACGUUUCAGAUCCGGGCUUGAAGCAGGCUUUGGAAGCAAUAGCUGAAGCCUCGGAUGACGAUGACGCAGCACUUAAGGAGGGACUACAGCAGUUUGAUGCUGCCAUGGCAGCAGACGGCGGCGAGCACCGUUCUACAGCGCAAAUGAAUGAUCAUGAAAGGUGCAGUGAAGAGUUGCGAAGCUUUCAGAGGACCGCGAAACACCUUCAUGCGUCUCUUGCUAUGGGCUGGGAGGACAGAGGAGAGGCUCGCAAUCUGAUCAGAGCGGUGGCUAAAGACCCCAACGCUCCUCUCGAGCCAGACUUCCUAGCCGAGUCGCAGAUGACUGUGUCGAACGUGGAGGUUUUCGACAACGGUGGCAAGUUGAACGCUGCCUUCCGGGUGACACUGUCCUGGCAGAACUCCAGUCCAGGUGUACCGACCGAUCUGGACAUGUGGAUGCAGUGCCCUGACUGCGGCGUAGACGUGUACUUCUCAGAGAAACAAUGUGAUUGUGAGGAGGAGAAGAGGAGGUUGUGGCUGGAUGUAGAUAUGCAGGGCGAGAAAGACGAUUCCACGGAGAACAUGACAGUGGACCAGCCCAGUAAAAAAGGCUACGAGUUUCGUGUUCGUCUGUAUGCUGGCCCGCCAGUGCCUUUUACGGUCUUGGUUCGAAGAGCUGGCUACCCAGACCGUGAAUACUGCAAACUGGGACCUCACAAGAAGGCCGGGGAAGAGAUGAGCAUAUUUUCGGCUUUCAUGGAUGAGAGGGGCGACCUGCAACUUAAGUCGAGGUUUCCCUACGAGGAGCAGCGAUGGGAGCCUCUACCACCUCAGGAAACGUCUUCUGCGGCCGGGCGUCCUGGACGCCGUCGAAGCUCCCAACUCAAACUCCCAGGACCACGCCGUCAUCUUCUGAUUUCAGGGCGCUUUAACAGCGCUGAGAAGAUUGAGUACAUGAAGCGCGUGAAAAAGCUGCUGGACGAUCAAGGCGUUCCCACCUUCAUGGUAGAAGCCCAAGGUGCAGGGGACACGUUUGGUGACAAGACCGACCUCGGUCUAUACCAGGCCAAAGCAUUGUUGGCUUUCUGCACAGCCGACUAUGGUGCGAAAACCGGUGCUGAGUACGAGACGUAUGUCGAGUUGCGGUACGCUCGGCAGAAUCACCUCCCGAUAAUUCCAAUCCAACUCUGCGACACCUUCCCGCCAAAGCCGACUGAUUUAGAAGGUCAAGCUCAGAACAAUGUCGUUCUUCGCAGCGACAUAAUACGCAUUAUGGAUGUUGGAAUGUCCGAUGCGGAGAAAGUUGCAAGCGACAUCCACGAUGCCUGGGUUCGACGACUCCAGAUGUUAUGA
This is a messenger RNA of Symbiodinium sp. CCMP2592, 3861 nucleotides long. The record is from the annotation of a GenBank genome assembly. NCBI's taxonomy places the organism in Eukaryota, Dinophyceae, Suessiales, Symbiodiniaceae.